AUGGCUGAUCAGCUUCGGCGGCGAUGGGCGGCGGCGGACGACGGUGUCCUGUACGAGGUCGCCCGCCGCAUCCCGUGCGAGAUCGAUCGCCGCCACAUGGGUCGCGUAUGCAACUCCUGGCGCGUGGCGCUCGUGAAGCUCAAGGCCCCGGCGCCGCCGCCUCCGCUCCCGUGGCUCGCCCUCCCUGAGUCCGACGAUGGGCUGCCCGCCACCGUCUCCUGCGUCCUCAGCGGCUGCCGCACCCACGCCUUCUCCGUCCUUCAAGGAGCACGCGGCGCGCGCUACUUCGGUUCGUACGAUGGCGGAUGGCUCUUCCUCGCCGUCGGCGGCCAAGCUCAAUGCCAAGCCCUCCUCAACCUCAAGAUCAACGGCUUUCAGACCCUCGACCUCCCCAACCUGGCGCCCGUCAACUCAGUGAAUCCGAACCGUGACCGUGAGAUGGCCAUCGUCGCCGCCACCCUCUCGUGCCAGCCAACUGAACAAGGAUGCAUCGUCGCCGGCAUCAUCGAAUCAUCUCCCAACCUCGUCGCCGUUGGCCAUGUCACCCGGAGCAUUGCGUUCUGGCGGAUGGGCGAUCAGGUGGUCUUACCUGUUUUGUGGGCACUGGAGGAGGACAACCCAUUGAUGCGGCUGGAAGAAGUGGAGGACCUCCUAUGCCACCAUGGAGCCUUCCAUUUCCUCACCCGAGCGGAAGACGUCCUUGCGUGCGAAGAACCACCGGUCUUCUACAGAGAUUCCGUGAGUCUGGUCCCGGCAAACAUGUUCUUCCUGCCGCGCGUCCACGACGAGAACGAGACUGUUCUUGCUCGCUACCUCGUGGGGUCCGGCAAGAAGCUGCUCAUGGUGGUCAGGCUAGCUAGUGGCCGGGGUCAGCGCACGACGUCGGCGUUCCGGGUGUUCCAGAAGAAAAAGUUCAACACCGGCGAAGAAGACGAGCCGUCCCAGAAUCGCUCUGCUCAUUUUGAGUACUACUGGAGCGAGCUGGACGAGCUCGAUGGCCGGAUGCUGUUCGUCGGACUAGGCUGCUCCAGAUCCUACAAGGCGGGUGAUGGCAGGUACCCCGGCAUGGAGGAGGGCGUCUACUUCUUGGAUGAUCCGAGCAUCCACCAGAUGAUCAUCGGUGAUGCACCCAAACCGCCGUACCUCUGCAGUGACAACGGUAAAUGGUCGAGAGCACCAACUGAUCCCCAGGGCCAGGUCGAGCGCUGCUUCCCGGAGCGAGGCCCAUCGAUCCACUCGCCUCCGGUUUGGAUUCUCCCUUGA
Oryza sativa Japonica Group (Japanese rice) is the source of this 1263-nucleotide messenger RNA. RefSeq lists its product as uncharacterized. Lineage: Eukaryota; Viridiplantae; Streptophyta; Magnoliopsida; Poales; Poaceae. The record is from RefSeq and is a predicted model, not a curated record.